CAGUCUAGCAGCAAGAAAGGGAACGCCCAUGUGGAGAUAAGGAAGGUAAAGUGUCAGGAAGAAUCAUUUAAAGCGUCACAGGACACACAACAGCAAGAUCUUUUUAGCGUUUCAACAUGAGCAAGCAAUACAAUCAAGGGUACGGAGGUGCCACAGAGCCAAAUGAAAAGAGGAUUGUUCUAGUCGGGAAGACUGGAGUGGGGAAGAGCGCCGCAGGAAACACCAUCCUGGGGAGGGAAGCGUUUGAGUCUGAGCUGUCUCCAUCUUCCAUGACGGCUGAAUGUCAGAAAGCUAAGGGGGCUAUUGCGGGUCGAAAGGUCGCCGUCAUCGACACUCCGGGGCUGUUUGACACUAAUUUCACCCAAGAGGAAGUGCUGAAGAGGAUCAAGAUGUGCAUCUCUCUGUCCGCUCCUGGUCCUCAUGCCUUCCUGGUGGUUCUCCAGCUGGGCAGGUUCACCCAGGAGGAGAAGGAAACCGUCAAGAUGAUUCAAAGCACUUUUGGCGAAGAUGCAGCUAAUUACACAAUGGUGUUGUUCACACACGGAGACCAGCUGAGGAACCAAACCAUUGAGGGCUUCAUUUCAGAGAGUCCUGACCUGCAAUUCAUCGUUCAGAAGUGCUACCAUCGAUACCACGUCUUUAACAACGAAAUCAAAGACGAUUAUCAAACCAGUGAGCUCCUGGACAAAAUUGACAAGAUGAUUAUGGAUAACGAUGGAAGCUACUACACCAACGAAAUGUUCCUGAGAGCAGAGGCAGCCAUAGAGGAGGAGACACAGCGAAUCAUGAAGGAGUUGGAAGACCAGAGGAAGAAAGAGCUGCAGGGACUGAAAGUCAAAUUUGUGGGAAGGCGGGCCUUCCACAGGGAGGAGAAGCGGGUGCAUUUAAAAUAUGAGCAUGAAGCCAGAGCUCGAGCUGAAAGAACAAAUGCCUUUACCGCUACUCCGACAAUCGCUAUAGCAACAGCCUGCGGCGCUGCUGUCGGAGGUGUGAUUGGACUUGCAGGAGGUCCAAUUGGUGUGGCAGUUGGAAUAGCAGCUGGAGCAGCUGUUGGAGCCACCGUCGGUGUCAUAUCAGCUUCAGAGCGUUGCCAUGUGCAACCAGAGAAUGGGGGUGUGGGAUCUCGGAAGCAGAAGCAUAGCGAUGAACUCCGAAUCAUUUUGGUGGGGAAGACCGGAGCAGGGAAGAGUGCAGCAGGAAACACCAUCUUGGGGAGAGAAGCGUUCCAAUCUGAACUGUCUUCUGCUUCCUGGACGUUUCAAUGCAAAAGAGCUGAGGGAGAGGUCGGAGGUCGAAAGGUGGCCGUCAUCGAUACACCGGGGCUGUUUGACACUAAUUUCCCCCAAGAAGAAGUGUUGAAGAGGAUGAAGAUGUGCAUCUCUCUGUCCGAUCCUGGUCCUCACGCCUUCCUGGUGGUUCUCCAGCUGGCCAGGUUCACCCAGGAGGAGAAGGAUACCAUCAAGUUGAUUCAAAGCAUUUUCGGUGAGGAGGCAGCUAAAUACUCUCUGGUGUUGUUCACACACGGAGACUACCUAAAGAAACAAACUAUCGAAAGCUUUGUUUCAAAGAGCGAAGACCUCAAAGAGCUCGUUCAGCAGUGCCGCGGGAGAUAUCAUGUAUUCAACAACCAAGUGAAAGACCGGGAACAGUCCGAUCGGCUCCUGGACAAGAUUGUCAGAAUGACGCUGGAGAACGGUGGAGGGCACUACACCACGGAGAUGUUCAGCAAAGCAAAAAGGGCCUCAAAGAAAGAGAAACGAAGAGCUUCGAAGGAGUUGAAGGCAGUAGAGCGGCAGAGGAGGAGCACCCUGGAGGCUGAGUUAGAGGGAGAAGUUACAGGAGGGUCAGUGAAACACAGCAGAUGUCUUCUGCAGUAGGAGGUGGACGUAUUCUGGACAGACCCUCCCCUUCCGUUGGACCACCACGGGACCUUAUUUCAGAAACAAU
Messenger RNA from Sebastes umbrosus (honeycomb rockfish), 1947 nucleotides. RefSeq lists its product as uncharacterized. The record is from RefSeq and is a predicted model, not a curated record. The transcript is spliced from 4 exons. Lineage: Eukaryota; Metazoa; Chordata; Actinopteri; Perciformes; Sebastidae. Gene Ontology annotation, molecular function: GTP binding. Bases 117 to 1877 code for a protein of 586 amino acids.